This is a messenger RNA of Naegleria gruberi, 1845 nucleotides long. RefSeq lists its product as uncharacterized. The record is from RefSeq and is a predicted model, not a curated record. Gene Ontology annotation, molecular function: lipid binding. Bases 1 to 1845 code for a protein of 614 amino acids. The transcript has a single exon. NCBI's taxonomy places the organism in Eukaryota, Heterolobosea, Eutetramitea, Acrasida, Naegleriidae.
AUGCGACUUCCUUCUUCACACAACAAUAAUUAUCAAGAAAAUCUUUCACAUGCCAUCCAAGAAACUUUUAAAAAGUAUAAUGUACAUUUAGAAAUGUGUCUUGGCGAUGGUUUCAUCAUGAAUGGUUUUUUGGAUUUUCUCAAGAAUGAACUAAAUGCCAGUUCUUUGGAAUUUCUUGUUAAAAUUGAUGAAUAUUCGAAUAGUCAUAAUUCGUCUACUUUCUAUUCGAAUGGCAGUAGUGUCAAUAAUGUAAAUUCACCAGCAGGAUUGCUUCCUUCAAUUCAGACAUCUACAACAACAAUAUCAACAAUUAGUAUUGGUUCUCCGUUGUCUCCAUCAGUUUCGUCCACUAGUUUCACCUCACCAGGAAGAAAGGUUCAAAGAAAGGAUUCUCUGAAGGAUUUAACAGAACAUAAUUCAAUUUUUUCACAACCCUUCAACAAUAACAAGAUAAGUAGAAAGGCCAAAGCUAAGGAAAUUAUCGACAAAUUUCUCAACGAUCAUUCAGCACAUCAAGUCAACUUGUCCAGUCAAAUAAGAGAUGCUGUAUUGAGAAAUUAUGAAAAGGAAUGUUCUAGAGGAGGUGGUGAAAAUGAUAUUAAUCCACAUUUAUUUGAUGAAGCCAGAACAGAAGUUAGUUUACAAUUGAAAUGCGACAGUUUCGUCAGAUUUUUGAAGAGUCAUUCUUUUUUCAAUUUGAUUGUGAGUAAGGUAGAGAAGGAAGUUACCUCAAAGAAUUUGGAUGCCAUUUACAAGUUUUUGAAUAUCUACUUUUCCAAGAUUGGAGAGACAAAGAAAAAUCAAGUUUCUCAAUUUAUUACAAAUAAGUCGAAUAGAGCUCUUUCUCCUGCUUCACCUGCUUCUGGUUCUGGUUCAGGUUCUGGAUCUCCAUUGGGAUUGGUUUCACCAUUGGCUGAUCUUUCAAGUGAUGAUGGUUCCAUUGACUCGGUUGAAUCAAUUACUCAUGUCAAUCAUGUUCAAACAAUGCUUUCCCUUCAUACCCUUUCUCCAAAUGGAAUAGAAACAAAAAUAUUGGAUAAUGUUAUGGAUAUUAGAGAAAAAUUCACCAAAUCUAUUGCUGAAUUGGUAGAUGAUAUUGUUACUGAGCAACAAUUUGAUUUACUUAUCGAAUUGGUCAAUAACGAAAGUUUGUGGUUGAAAGUUCACGAAGAUUCUGAAUCCUCAUGCUUUGUUUCAGAAAACAAAUUCUAUCACAACAGUAGAGGAUUGAAAAUUUAUAAGGAAGUGGGAAUUAUUGAAUCAUCUCCUGAGGAAGUACUCUUUGCAUUGACAGAUAUGAGAAUCUUGAAUAUCAUUGACGAUACCAUGUCCAAUGUGAAAUUUGAAAGAUUUGUCAAAGGACCUACCUAUGCAGUCAGCUAUUUGAGCAGUAAAAUGAAAAUGGCUUGGCCAAUGAGUGAUAGACAAUUCCUGAUUGGAACUUCCAUUAGAGACGAAACAUUUGAUUCCUACAAUGGAUAUACCAUCUUGAGAAGAAGUCACGAUUGCAAAGAGGUUCCACUCAGUAAGGGAUGCAUCAAGGGUAUCUUUCUAGGAGGCGUUGUUAUUGAGAAAUUGAGUGAAAAACACACAAGAUUCACAGCUUCAGGAUUUGUUGACAUGGGUGGCAAAUUCCCACUUUCUCUCUUUAACAAGAUUCUUUCACUAAGACAAUCAAAAGGUGUUGAAAAUGUCAAGAAGGGAAUUUCAAAGAGAAGAAACAUGCCACUUACAGAACAACAAGUCAACUCUGAAAAUUCAUUCUACUUGUUGGAUACUCUCUUCUACUCGAGAGAACACAAAACUCAACCAAACAGUAGCAGCUCUCACACUCCUUCAUUUUAA